CCGAAUAAUAAAAUAUCAAUUUUGAUUAUACUAGAAUUCUUCUUCUCUCUCUCUCUUCUUCCUUUCAAAUUCUCUUUCUUGUCGCCGGUCGCCGGAGAUUCAACCGGAAAAUUAACAAACCGUUUAUGGAUUGCCGGAGAUUCCUUUCAUCCGCCGCCGUUAACAACCGAUCUCCGAUUUCUUUAUUCACUCCUUGGAUACGAUAUCUCCGGUUCAGUUUUUCCUGAUUUUUUCGUAUUCCUAAGAAGGUUUAAUAGCCCUGCCUACACAACAAGGGAUUUGCCUUCUGGGCCGAGCUCGUUGCACGGGUUACCUCUCCUGUGUGGUUUGAGAGCUAUUGCACAGGGGCUAGAUUUACCUUGUGCGCACCCGAAGGAUUGCGGCUGCGGGUUCCCAUAAAAAUUGUUUAGUUUAAACUCUUUCAGUAAAGCUGUCAUUUUUUCCCAAAACCUGGAGGCGAAAUUUAAGCUUGAAUUAAGGAGAAGUGGUGGUGUGGCGCUUAAAAUGAUUUAAGUGCUUUUUAUGUCAACUUAAAAAUGGCUGCUUCUACUGAGUGUGACAAGCCCUCUACAUAAGAAAAUGUCUGGGAGGAAGGCUAAGACUUCUGGUUGGGCUGCAUUUGACCUUAAUGAGAGACUGAAGCAACAAGAUCGUGAGCCAGAGCCUGAAAGAGAAACCUUCCCUCACUUAUCCGUUCCUGCUACUUCAUUAAGUGGUCCAUCUCAAAGCAUUGGAGCAACGUUAGAGAAGCCUUUUUCAUCCGUGCUGGUACCAUCUGUAAGUUUUCCGUCUUUAAUGGCUUAUAAAGGGUCUGAUGCAAAUCUUAUACAAGUUGGCAAUUCUCGUCUCAGCCAGAGUGAUGGUUUUAUCAAAGAAAGAGAUUUUUUUGAGGUGUGUCAAAAGCUCAAGGAAUUCCAUCCAUGGGCUGAUGACACCUUGAUUGCGGAUGUCAUGGCUGGUGUAAAUGAUUUCAGUACGGCCUUAACAUUGUUGGAAGCAAUGGUAUCUCCUGAUAAUGGAUUUGAUAUUGACAAAUUCUUGACUCCAAAAGAAGCAGAUACUCCCUCCAUGCAAAAGCUUAAAGAAGUAGACACGGAUACUAAAGGAGUGAAUUCUAGUAAUAAGGAUUCUUUUACGACUACUAGUAAAUUUGCUGCUACAGACAGCGUGAAUCUAGACGAAUUGAGUGAUGCACUUGCUAAGUGUCUUCAGAGCAACAGUCGAGAACUAAUAAGCAACUGUGUUUCUCAUGAGAACAAACUUCAUUUUGAUGGAGCAGUGGGGAGUAUGACGUUUGUACCGGUUGAGCCUGAGUGGGAAGAGGAUGAUAUUUACUCGAUCCAUCGGAAGGACGCGAUGAAGAUGACAAGGUCAGCAGCUCGACAUUCUAAGGCUGCCAGUGAGGCCUAUCUCAGAGGUGACCACUUAUCUGCCCAACAUUUUUCUCUGAAAGCUCAAAAAGAGUGGGUUGCUGCUAACAGGUUAAAUUCCCAGGCAGCAAAGGAAAUUUUAAUUGCCCGCAACUGUAAGAAUGAUCAAUGGACAUUGGACUUGCAUGGUCUUCAUGCAACAGAGGCAGUUCAAGCUUUACAAGAACAUUUGCAAAAGAUCGAAUCUCAGAUGACACAGAAUCGUGCUGCCCAUGUGAAUCAAGUGAACUUGAAACCCAGCUUUGCAGCUGCUGUCUCUAUUGAGUCUUCAGGCCGUAUUGAUGUGGAGAAUGAGAAUAAAGGGUCCCUAUUGAAUAAGCAGCGACCAGCUUUCUUGGAGGUCAUUACAGGUAAAGGUAUUCAUAGCCGGGGACAAGCUGCCCUUCCAAUGGCUAUAAGAAGCUUUCUCAUGGAGAACGGAUAUCGUUAUGAGGAGAGAAGGCCUGGGGUGAUCACAGUUAGACCCAAGUUCCGACCACGAUAAAUACAUUUAUAUGAUAUAUUACCUAUUCUAUUAACUUUAUUGAGAGAUCUUGAGUCUUGAACUGGUCGGAGACCAAAAUCGCGCUGUGGUCAUUUGUAUAUCCUAUUGAAUAAUUUCAUGGCCUAACAUUAAUGUGUUACAAACUUCAAUUAUAUGUUUGAACAACCUUUCAUCGGUUUGAUGGAGGAAAUGUAUUUAAACAUUGAAUAUAAUCAGAAUUUUGAGUUCAGAGUCA
Lycium barbarum (goji berry) is the source of this 2149-nucleotide messenger RNA. RefSeq lists its product as uncharacterized. The transcript has 6 exons. The record is from RefSeq and is a predicted model, not a curated record. The coding region runs from base 580 to 1914 and encodes 444 amino acids. NCBI's taxonomy places the organism in Eukaryota, Viridiplantae, Streptophyta, Magnoliopsida, Solanales, Solanaceae.